GAAUAACAAUACUCUAGAAGCGUAAUUGAGCUAAAAAAGUGUUUCCACGCGAUAGUAACCCAGAUGGGCGGGGCUUAAAGAGAAACAAAUGCGCUCGCCCAGUGCCUCGCCUGACGUCGCGCAGUCACGCUGACGAUAUUCUCUAAAAUUUUAAAAAUCUUCUUAGUAAAAACAAGUGAUUUUUGUUAAAGGCAUCAUGCCUUCUUGUGUAGUCAAGUGGUGCAGAAGCCACUCAAGCAGGAAAAAAGCAGGAGUUACCUUUCACAAAUUCCCAUCAAAUCCAGUCCAGCGGGAAAAAUGGGUAUCAGUGGUCCGCUUAGAAAGAAAUGAGUGUGAUUGGUUACCUACAAAACUAAGUAUGAUAUGCAGCAUUCACUUUCAAGAUGAGGACAUGUAUUUCUGUGAUAAUGGAAAGCGAAAAUUAUUAAAGAAGAUUGCAGUACCUAUUUGCACUAUGGUUACCCCAAUUAGUGGCAAUGUAAAUCCUUCAGCUUUGGGUGGUAAACUGUCCUCCAUCACAGAUGAUAUAGACAUACAGGAAGAGUCAUUACCACCAAAAAAUUUGAAAUAUUUGAAAUAUGAAGACGGAGAUGAGGCUAAUACAGAACAAAAUACAAAAAAACGGAAAUCAUAUGAAUCUGAUUGCAGCGGUAUUCCAGGCAAAAAAAUUAAUAUUGUAAGUUUAACUAAAAAAAAAACGUACCACAGGGUACAGAAAGCGUGACAUAAAAUACAAUUGAAUUCUUUUAUUUUCUAGGAAAAACCUUUUAACGAAGAAAAACAUGAAAAUUUCGAAAAUAUUAGGUGCAACACGCACGGAAACAUGUUAAAACGUAUAUUA
This is a messenger RNA of Zerene cesonia (dogface butterfly), 841 nucleotides long. RefSeq lists its product as uncharacterized. Bases 197 to 724 code for a protein of 175 amino acids. The transcript has 4 exons. NCBI's taxonomy places the organism in Eukaryota, Metazoa, Arthropoda, Insecta, Lepidoptera, Pieridae. The record is from RefSeq and is a predicted model, not a curated record. Gene Ontology annotation, molecular function: sequence-specific DNA binding.